CCCCCCACUAAUCUCCACCACUAAUUCUCAGCCGUCCUCGAUCUCUGAUCGUCGAUCAUUUGACAAAAACUUGAUCGACGCAACUCCAAUUAUUGCUCCAGUGCCGCAAAAAUGAUGAACUGGGAGUACUGAGAAGAGUUGAUGGACCUGUGUCUUUUCUCUCUCUCUAUAAUUAUAAUUUUGCACGUUCUUAACUCUCUCUCUCUCUCUCUCUCUCUCUCUCUCUCUCUCUCUCCGUGUAUUCGUGUUUAUUUCUCAUUUCUGGAGGAUUUUCUGGUGGAAUCGUGAUUUAUCUGGCGUUUUGGUGGCUGCGACAUAGCGUGAACUCUCGAAGCCACGAUUCCGUGCUGAGGUUCUCGCUGAACUAAAGGUUGUUAGUGCUCGGGGCAGUUAUGUCAACAUCGGAGAGGCAGGCGCCGCCAUCGACGGUGACGGUGGCGCGAGAAGUGGAUCCGUUGCUGAAGGAUCUGAGUGAGAAGAAGCAGAGUUUUAGGAGGAACAUGGCGUGCCUGGCGGCCGAGCUCAAGGAGGUACGCGGCCGCCUCGCCUCUCAGGAUCAGUGCUUUGCCAAAGAAACCCUAACAAGACAGGAAGCAGAAACCAAAGCCAAAAUUAUGGAGGAAAAGAUAAGCAGACUGCAGAAGGAUUUAGAGCAGAGAAAUAUUCAGUUGCAAGCUUCAACAUCUGCUGCUGAGAUGUAUGUCAAAGAAUUGGAUGAUGUGAGGUCGCAACUUGCUGCAACUAAAGCAACUGCAGAUGUGAGUGCAUUAUCUGCUCAAUCUGCGCAAUUACAGUGUUCGGCCCUUGUAAAGGAAUUAGAAGAGAAAAAAUACUCUUUAAAAGAGCAUGCUCUUCGUGUAAACAAACUGGAAGAACAACUAGAUCUUCUACAGAAGGAUAUCCGAGCAAGAGAAUUUUCUCAAAUGCAACUGAAAGAUGAAGUCUCAAGAAUUGAGCAUGAGAUAAUGCACGCAUUAGCGAAGGCUGGAUCAGAUAAAGACUGUGAGCUUCGGAAAAUAUUAGAUGAGGUGUCCCCUAGAAAUUUUGAUAAGAUUAACAAGCUUUUGAAGGUGAAGGACGAAGAAAUAGCCACGCUGAGAGAUGAAAUCAAGAUUAUGUCCGCCCAUUGGAAGCUUAAAAUGAAAGAGCUGGAAUCUCAGCUAGAGAAGCACCACAGAGCAGAUCAAGAGUUGAAAAAGAAAGUUCUCAAGUUAGAGUUCUGUCUCCAAGAAGCACGGUCUCAAACUCGCAAGCUCCAAAGAAUGGGAGAGCGAAGGGAUAAAGCUCUGAAAGAAUUAAGAGAUCAGUUGGCUGCCAAACAGCCGAGCGCACCUCUGAGCAGUGAAAAGCACAAUUUCUGGGAGACGUCUGGCUUCAAGAUCGUAGUUUCAAUGUCAAUGCUGAUACUGGUAAUGUUCUCGAAGAGGUAACGUUAUUAGAUUAUCUAUUACUCUUGUAUAUUAGGAUCAGACCAGUAGCUAUUGUGGCGCACUCGAUUUUGUGUAGAAAUCUGCAUUUGUAUAGGUCUAUUUCA
Molecule: messenger RNA, 1534 nt
Organism: Sesamum indicum (sesame)
Lineage: Eukaryota; Viridiplantae; Streptophyta; Magnoliopsida; Lamiales; Pedaliaceae
Product: nuclear envelope-associated protein 2
Source: RefSeq, a predicted model, not a curated record